Molecule: messenger RNA, 1280 nt
Organism: Ilex paraguariensis (yerba mate)
Lineage: Eukaryota; Viridiplantae; Streptophyta; Magnoliopsida; Aquifoliales; Aquifoliaceae
Source: the annotation of a GenBank genome assembly
AUGCCUCUACUCGAGAUUGUACGGACAGAGAAGACUUCUGCACAAGUAAUUCUUGAUCUUAUAACAGUAGGGAAAACCAUAAAGAAAGUUCCUGUAGUGGUGGGAAACUGCACCGGCUUUGCUGUCAAUCGAACCUUCUUUCCAUACGACCAGGGUGCACAGAUUUUGGUCAAUUUAGGUGUAGAUGUGUUCAGAAUUGACAGGCUGAUCUGCAGCUUUGGUCUUCCUGUUGGGCCAUUUCAGCUUCAAGAUGUGGCUGGAUAUGGUGUAGCUGUCGCAGCAGGGAAAGAAUUUGCUAGUGCCUUUCCUGAUCGGACAUUCCAGUCUCCUUUAGUUGAGCUUCUCAUAAAAAGUGGGCGAAAUGGUAAAAAUAAUGGAAGAGGAUACUAUGUUUACCAGAAGGGAAGUAAGCCACAACCUGAUUUUUCUGUGCUACCAAUUGUUGAGGAAUCGAGAAGGCUCACUAAAAUUAUGCCUGGAGGAAAGCCUAUAUCUGUGACUGACCAAGAUAUUGUGGAGAUGAUAUUCUUUCCAGUGGUGAAUGAGGCAUGCCGUGUGUUGGAUGAAGGAGUAGUAGUUCGGGCAUCAGACCUUGAUGUUGCAUCUGUUCGUGGAAUGAGUUUCCCUUCUUACAGGGGUGGUAUCAUUUUCUGGGCCGACUUGGUUGGGGCUAACCAUAUAUAUACAAGUCUUAAGAAGUGGUCAGAAGCAUAUGGCAACUUCUAUAAGCCAGCAAGGUUUUUGGAAGAAAGAGCAACAACAGGCGUUCCAUUGAGUGCACCUGCUUCAACAUCCUCAGCUUCAAGAUCACGUCUAUAAGCAAUAUAUCAAACCUGUACUCCCCCAACAUCCCCACCACACUUACCAACAGAAGAAGAUAAAGGAGAAAAAUUCUCCCAUUCUUCUGGAAGCAAAUAAUAAGAAAUGACCUACAGGUGGAAAAGAACUAGCAUUGUUUCAAAAGUUUUCCUUUAGUUCACCUGCAUCAUUCUUCUUGCAUAGGUUGCAUACUAAUUACUGGUUGGACCAUGUUUCGAUUUGGUGAACUGUUGAAGAGAUAUCUAUUUUCUGUCUUUUUCUGGUUCAGCAGAGGUCUCUGCCUCUUUUUCUUGCAUCAAGGACCACUGGUUGCCAAAUCAGUUGUACAAGAAAGUGAAAAGUGAAGUUAACCAAGAGGUAGGUCAAAUAGUAACAGCCUCGUAAGGACGAACUGUAAAUUCAGAUAUUUUAAGUUUGAAUUUUGGUAAUUCUUUAAGUCAAUCAUUAGUAUCUUUCGUGAA